Anthostomella pinea is the source of this 2790-nucleotide messenger RNA. The record is from the annotation of a GenBank genome assembly. NCBI's taxonomy places the organism in Eukaryota, Fungi, Ascomycota, Sordariomycetes, Xylariales, Xylariaceae.
AUGCCGCGACGCGCUGUGUCCCCAGCGGCAUCUGAGGCCGAAAUCGACAUCCUGGGCUCGCUGUUCACCGACGGACCGGACGAUGCGAACGAGAAGCCCGGCAAGGGUGGCGCACAAGAUGGCUAUAGUUUCGAUGCUGGAGAUCUUCUCGAUGCUGGGAGUGGUGAUGACGACGACGGGGACGAGGCAUUCAUUGCGCUGAAGCAAGCUGCUUCUUUCCGAAAGACGGGCAACCUGAAGGGGAACAGCAGCAAAAGCGGUGGUUUCCAGUCUAUGGGACUCAAUGCGAAUCUCCUCAAGGCCAUCGCCCGCAAAGGAUUCAAGAGCCCAACCCCCAUCCAGCGCCGAACAAUGCCCCUUAUAUUGGAGAAGAGGGAUGUCGUUGGCAUGGCAAGGACUGGAUCUGGAAAAACCGCUGCUUUUGUCCUGCCUAUGAUUCAACGCCUGAAAAUACAUAGCAAUAUGUUCGGUUCACGCGCUCUGAUUCUGAGUCCUUCAAGAGAACUCGCCAUUCAGACCCUGAGCGUUGUGAAAGAGUUCAGUCGGGGCACUGACCUCAAAUGUGUGCUGCUUGUCGGUGGUGACAGCUUGGAGCAACAGUUCGGCUCCAUGACUUCAAACCCCGACAUAGUAAUCGCCACGCCCGGUCGAUUCCUGCAUCUGAAGGUAGAGAUGAAUCUCUCACUCUCCUCGAUACAGUAUGUGGUCAUCGAUGAAGCGGACCGUCUCUUUGAAAUGGGAUUUGCGGCCCAGCUUACGGAGAUCUUGCACGCCUUGCCAGCUACACGGCAGACUUUACUGUUCUCUGCAACUCUGCCUACCUCCCUGGUCGAAUUCGCCCGAGCCGGGUUGCAGGACCCAAGUCUUGUCCGUCUAGAUGCAGAAACGAAAAUCUCGCCUGAUCUCCAGUCGGCCUUCUUCAACGUCAAGGGUGCUGAGCGAGAAGGUGCACUUCUCCACUUGCUCCAAGAUGUUAUCAAAAUGCCCACGGGCUUGCCAGCUGGUGCCGAACCAGACUCUACAGGAAAGCCGUCGAAAAAGAGGAAACGAGGACCCGAUGCGCCUAAGGAGAAGCCAACUGAGCAUUCGACUAUCAUCUUUACUGCCACGAAACACUCCGUGGAGUAUAUACAAACGCUACUUCGACAAGCAGGAUAUGCGGUCUCAUAUGUCUAUGGUUCUUUAGAUCAAACAGCCAGGAAAGAGCAGGUUGAGAACUUCAGACGGGGACGCUCCAACAUACUUGUUGUCACGGAUGUAGCCGCAAGAGGAAUUGAUAUCCCAAUUCUAAGUAAUGUCAUCAACUAUGACUUUUGCCCCCAACCGAAGAUUUUCGUACACAGAGUAGGCAGAACGGCUCGAGCAGGACAACGAGGUUGGAGCUACAGCCUGAUCAGAGAGAUUGAUGCGCCCUAUCUACUCGAUCUCAGCCUCUUCCUAAACAAGAGGCUGGUACUUGGUAAAGAGAACAAGGAGACUCCGAACUACGCACAAGACAUGAUAGUCGGUGCUCCCGUCAGGACCAGCGUCGAGAGUAAUGUCGAAUGGUUGAACAAGGUCUUGGGUGAAAGCGAAGACAUCAGUGCACUUCGCCGAGUCGCCGAAAAGGCCGAGAAGCUCUACCUGAAAACCCGCAACUCCGCCUCAAGCCAGAGCGCGCGCCGGGCGAAAGAAGUCGUCCUAUCCAAAGGCUGGUCGCAGGUCCACCCUAUCUUCGGAGAUGAGUUGGGAGACGCCGAGGAUGCUCGUGCCGCGAUGCUGGCAACGAUCGGCGGCUUCAAGCCCCAGGAAACGAUCUUUGAGAUCAGUAGAGGAGCCAAGACGGGUCGAAGCAAAGCCGCGGAAGUCAUGAAAACAGUCCGAGAACGCUUUGGCCCUCGAAGAACAGGAAAGAAGACGGAAGAUCCCGAUCAGUCAAAAGGAGAAUCCCCCGCGGCAGAUGGUGAGGAUGGCUUCGGAGACGAGGAGAUUGAGCAGGUAGCUCAGGGGAGCGAUGUUGUUUCCGGCGCCGAAGAAGACGAGUCCGACUCUGACCUCGAAAUCACCAUCAGCAACAACAACAAGUCGAAGGGGCCAUCCGAUCCGUCAUCAUGGCAGGACUCGGAGGCGUACAUGGGAUACGAGCCGCGCACAGUGAACGCGGCCGAGGAACGCGGCUACGGCGUGCACGCCGGCAGCUCGCACGUCGGCGGCAACUUCGUCGAGGCCGCCCGCACCGCGACCAUGGACCUGACCAACGACGAGGGCGCCAAGUCGUUCGGCGUGCCCACCCGCUCCAAGCUGCGCUGGGACAAGAAGGACGCCAAGUACGUCUCGCGUGACAACGACGAGGACGGCAGCCGCGGCGCCGGCAAGGGCCCGAGGAUGGUGCGCGGCGAGAGCGGUGUCAAGAUCGCCGCCAGCUUCCAGAGCGGCCGCUUCGACCGCUGGAGGAAGGCCCAGCGCAUGGGCCGCAUGCCGCGCGUGGGCGAGGCCGAGAAGCGUGGAGGUGGAGGUGGAGGUGGUGCCGACGGCGAUGCACCCAAUGCCCCCGGCAGUGGCUAUGGCGCGGGAGGAGGCAAGCGGUACAAGCACAAGCAGGAGAAGGCGCCCAAGGAGGCCGACAAGUACCGCGACGACUACCACGUGCGCAAGAAGCGCGUAGCCGACGCCAGGGAGAACCGCGUCGGCCGGUUCAAGGACGGCGCCGGCGACAAGAAGGAGCUCAAGAACGCCGAGGAUAUCCGCAAGGCGAGGAAGCUCAAGGAGAAGCGCAAGGCCAAGAACGCGAGACCGGCGAGGCGGGGAUGA